AUGUCUACCGAAUUCCAUAACUUUGCGAAGAAAUUAAUACAUCGGUCUCCAGAACAGUUGUUCUUUGUUUACCGUGAAGGUUUGAAGACAGCUGAGACUUGCAUCCGGGAUCUGGGAGGCCAGACUCGAGGCUCGAAAGGCUGGGCGAGGAAGCGACUAGCCCAGCAAGAAGCUGUGCCCGUGGCCACUUGGGGCCUUUGGCCAGCGGGCGCAGAGAUUAACCCGGGCGAAGACGGGGUGAUUUCCUGCGGGCUUUUACGUUUUCGAAGCUCGGGACGCGGGAGCCGGACGAAGGGCUUUCGCGUCGUUAGGGAAGGCCGCGGGCAAGCGGGCAGAUCCGGGUUAGCUCCCGGGAGCGAGUCCUCGGGGGGCGGGGAGGGGAGCGCGCGCCGCCAGCCCAGGGAGGGCGCCGGGGAGGCCCGCCGCUCCGUAGACAAUGGUAUCCCCGGAACAAAGCACAACAAUAAGGCCUUUGCAUUUAUAAACCGCGCGCCCGCGGCUGCCUCCGGGAGCCCGGCGGGAGGCGGCGUGCGGCGGCGGAGCGCGGCCGAGGCCCCGCACCACCCCCCCCAGGUAGGGCCGCGCUGCCCGACGCCUCGCGUUCGCACGGCGCGCCCCGGCGCCCACCCGGCGGCGCCGCCGCGCGUCUGGGUGCCCGGCGCGUCUCCUCCCCGUCCCCCGGGCCAGUCCGCCGUGGGUCCGGGAUGCGAGGCCGAAGGCCGCGGGCGAGAUGGAAGGGGUGGGGAGGUGGCAGCGUCCCGGGGGGCAGCGGCCACCCGCUCGGCCGCCCCUCGUCGCCCCUUCCCGGGGUCAGGGCCCCACGGACCCGGCUGGCACCUGGCUCUCGGCCCUGCCCCGGGGCUCUGCGCGCCUUCGCCGCAGGGGCCGAGAAAGGACGACGGCGAGCGGGCUUCGGCGCCGCCGGCGCCGCUCGAGGACGGGAGGCGUGCGUUUUGCUCUCACGCCCUCUCGCCGGGCCUCCGCCCGACUCCCUCCACCGCGCGCGGACCCCUCGAGGCCGCCGCCGAGCCCCGCCCUGGCAGCUGGCGACUCCUCGGUCGGAACCCAGUUCCCGCUUGGCUCCGCCUGGGGUUUGCACCGGCGAAGCAGGAAAUGCGCUGUUCCCGGUGCACUUCCCUGCUCAGAAACUCGUCCGCGGGGGUGUUUCUUAGAUCCGCACCCCCUCCCGCCCCCAGCCUCCUCCGUAGUCCUGGUUGAAGUGUGGGCUCCGUCCCUUUAUUCUCUGGCAUGGAGAACCUCAGACCCCCUGGAUUGGAAGGGGGGCGGCGUUUGGGGUGAAGGCAGCUGCCCCCCCCCCCGUUUUUCAGGCGCACACCGUCCUUCUGGCCCCUCCGUGUCUGCCUUGCGACGUUAACGGGAAUUUCAGCAGUGGCGUGGCUUCUGUGCAUCCGCUUCUGCUGCCCCCCCCCCCCCCACACCUUAGAACAAGCCAGAGCUUCAACCCACCAGUCUUCCCGGCACCAUGCCCGCUGUGAGAGGGGCACUCACCCUCCCACCCGAGGGAGGGCGGUCAUGGCUCCUGCCUCCGAGGAACGCACAAUGCAGGACAUUCGUCUUCCUCCCUGAUUUAUUCACUUCCAGCUGGAUGUUCUGGGCCUGUUCUACUGUAAUCGUUUGUGCCCGGCAUGUGAAGGUGAUACCGACAUCAGUAGGCCAAGUCUAGGAGAGUCUCUCUGUCUUUGGAGAAAGCCAAUCUUCCUGCCCUCUUCAUAUCUACAGCUAGCUCUUUGAAGGUGUUUGUUGAGGGGAUGAGACCACAGCUAUCACCUGGAGCCAGGAGCUGGGAAGAAGGAAUCUCUACCAAGCCACCUGCAGGUUGACUAAGAAAGACCCCUACGCCCACAGCAAACAACAGCGAGAUCUGAGGCCAGGAACCCCUCCCCACCCCCUCUCUCUACGCCCACGGCACUGUUUCUGGGGAGAAAAUGACCCCGUAGUCGAAAGGCUGAUCGCAUUGACGCGUUCUCGAAAGCACAGCUUCUCAACCGUCUGUGGAGAAGGAUCGGGUUUUUUCUUUAUUGCCAACCUGUCGCACGUGGAUACUUUCAGAAGACGGUAAAAAUGAAUCGCGAGAAACGUGAAAUGGCAGUCAUGCAAAAUACAAGCCCCCGUUUUUGGUUAAACGGUUCAUCUGAUGUCCACCGAACUCUUGCAUUGCUACCCGAGUUCCGACCUGCUCCCUUGCGAGAUCUCUGUCUCUGCCCCGCAGGCUGGGCCGGACGGCGCCCUGUCCCACCCCACGGCACAGAGACCUCUGAGAGCCUCUCUCAGAAAACCCGGAACCUUAAAACAGCAGCCUUUUUCUCAUUUGGCACUUUUAGGUUCCUGGUCCUUCUUUAUUGCUUUCGUUAAUUAAUUAAUUUGAGAAAGAGAGAGCGAGAGAGGGAAAGAGGGAGAGAGAGAAUCCCAAGCAGGCUCCACACUCAGCACAGAGCCCGAACCGGAGCUCGAUCCCACGACCCUGGGAUCACGACCUGAGCCCAAAUCAGGAGUUGGACACUGAAGCGUUGGAGUCACCCAGGCUCCCCUUUCUUUACUCUUUUCAAAGGAGGUAACAAAUUGACUAUAAACGUGAUACUAGAUGAAAACCUCUAUCGCUACUAAGCGCCAAAUCAACCACCCCCCUUGUUGACAUUAUUUACUGUGGCACGAGGAGGCCGCGUGUUGUGGUGGGUAGAGACAGGAAGGCAUUCCGCCUCCCUGCCCGGAUUUAGUGUGGACGUAGAAGGACUAAAAGGCCUGGACGGCAAACUCUAGCAAGGACGAAAGGGAGAAUUAGGUUAACCUAACCUUCUGAUGGCCUGCUUCUAAGUCACAGAUGUGAAUUCUUUCUCCUGCUGCCAAAUUGAAGCCUAUAUGAUUAACCGAUAGAUACUCCUACAUAUCAUCUAUAUAAAUUACAUAUAUGUAUUUAAUUUCUUCUGUUUUACCAAUGAAGAAACUGACGCGACGUUUCUAAUAGCCAAUCUGGGGAAUCAAAGGGUGUAGUCCUUUCCCUAAGGCAUUUGGAGCUGUGACAGCACACAUGCCAUCCUGUAGAUCGCAUGUAAGGAAUGGCCUAGGCUCACCCCACGACUCGUGAGGUGCCUUUGUCUCUCUAAUGAGAUCAGACUUUGGGGGCAAACUCUCCACACCAUCCCCCGCUCAUCUAACUUCUAACUACAACCCGGAGUCCUGGCUGUCACAAGGCCCGUCGGUCCCAUCUUCCUUUUGUUCCCAUCACCAUCAACAAAGAGCUGUGGUCACAAGUUUCUGUGAAUGGGAGAUAUUCACAUAUAAUAACAUUGAUUCAUUGUUUGUACCUCUUAACACAUUGCUGCCAUACUAAGGCCUUCGUUCAGACGGAGGGUUUGCAAUUGUUCGUUGGGGAGAAAUUGCAUUUUCCAGGCAGACACUGAACCGUUCAUCCAAAAUGCUUUCCAUUCUAAGUUGCAUUUAGCAGUAGGCUUAAAGCUGCUUAAAUGGUGGAGUCACAUUCCCUCAGUUUUACAUUUCCUUUUUUUUUUUUAACGUUUAGUUUUGAGAGACCGAGCGCAAGCAGAGGAGGGGCAGAGAGAGAGGGAGACAGAGAGAGAAUCUGAAGCAGGCUC
Molecule: messenger RNA, 3611 nt
Organism: Felis catus (domestic cat)
Lineage: Eukaryota; Metazoa; Chordata; Mammalia; Carnivora; Felidae
Product: translation initiation factor IF-2-like
Exons: 4
Coding region: 1-1218 (405 amino acids)
Source: RefSeq, a predicted model, not a curated record